CGCCGGGGUAUUGUUCUGCGCAUGCGUAGCCCGUCGCCCGCCUGAAAGCCCCAGACCGGAAACAAACUUUUGCCGGAGAUGUCGCGACCUUGUCCUUUCCAGGAGUCAGUCAGAAACAGUUUGCUAGAUGAUGUGAAGACUCACUUGAAAAAGCAUGACAUUGGGACCAAAUAUUCUCACUUGGUAGCUAACAAAUAUUCUGUCCUCUUACCAUUGUUGGCCAAGGAAGGAAAGCUCCACCUAUUGUUCACCCUCCGGUCAGAGAAGCUUAGAAGAUCACCAGGAGAAGUCUGUUUCCCUGGAGGCAAGCAGGAACCUACAGAUGUGGAUGAUGUGGCCACUGCUAUCCGAGAGGCCCAGGAAGAAGUGGGACUGUGUCCCCAUCAAGUGGAAGUUGUCUGUCGUCUGGUGCCACAGAUGAUAGAGAGAGAUGCAAUGAUAAUCCCGGUUGUAGGGAUUAUAGACCACAACUUCCAAGCCCAGCCUAAUCCCGAUGAAGUUAAGAAAGUAUUCCUGGUGCCACUAGAGUAUUUCCUGCACCCACAUGUCUACCACCAGAAUCACAUAACCAGGUCUGGUUUUCUUCAAAUUAUCCAUAACUUUGAGUACACAAACCCCGAAGAUGGUGAGAUUUAUCAUAUCAAGGGAUUAACUGCAAGACUUGCCUUGCUCGUUGCUUUGAUUGUCUUCCAGGAAAAACCCACCUUUGAGAUUGAAUUUAACCUCGAUGAUUUAAUAGCAUCAUCUGAAGCAUUCUUUCUGAAAUUUUCUAAACACUUAACAAACAAGUUAUGACUUUUCUCGACAUUAUUGGAUGUUUCCAAUCAACUACUAAAGAAGUAUUUUGUGUAUGCUCAUCCUCAGAACAAUGCCAACUGCUGGCAUUUGAUAGGUUGGGAUGAGUGUUUUUCCUGCCAUUUGAAAGUAAAAACCUCACCUUUUCCCUCUUAUCAUCAUCUAUUAUCUGAAAGAGCAAGAGUCUCUCAAAAAUGGGAAGAUACCUUCAUCAAGUUGCACCAUUUCACUCAUAGUACAAUAUUUUUGUUACAUAUGAGGACAAAAGACUGUGGCAAUUACUAGGCAUUAAAUAGAUAAUUGUUGACUAGAA
This is a messenger RNA of Erinaceus europaeus (western European hedgehog), 1108 nucleotides long. RefSeq names its product nudix hydrolase 7 (gene NUDT7). Lineage: Eukaryota; Metazoa; Chordata; Mammalia; Eulipotyphla; Erinaceidae. Gene Ontology annotation, molecular function: manganese ion binding; coenzyme A diphosphatase activity; magnesium ion binding. Gene Ontology annotation, biological process: nucleoside diphosphate metabolic process; coenzyme A catabolic process. Bases 79 to 795 code for a protein of 238 amino acids. The transcript has 4 exons. The record is from RefSeq and is a predicted model, not a curated record.